AUGGUACGUGGUGUACGCCGAGGCUGUGUUCGUUUGAAAGGAGCUAUGAUUGGCAUUGAUGAUGAAGAUAAUCUUACAUUUACUGUAACAGUAGAUGGCAAAACAUUCCAUUUUCAAGCAAGGACUCGUGCUGACCGAGAGCUUUGGAUACGCGCUUUAGAAGAUACUAUACAAAAACAGUUGUUUGGAUAUAGAGUUAAUCAAAUACAGGUAAAUAAUGAUGCAGUUGUUCCUACUUUGGAGAGUUUUGAUAAGAAAUUAGGAGAAGCUGAUGCUUAUUUACAGCUUCUUAUUGAACAAACUAAGAAUUUAGAAGUAAAAAUGAAUUCGAUGUGCGAGGAAGACAAAGCACAUUGUGAAUGUAUAAUUUCAGAAACUAAUAAACUAAUGGACCAAGUAAAGCAUUCAAUUGUGAUGUUACAAAUAGCUAAGAAUACCGCAUUCCCUGUUAAUGGAUCAUAUCGAACAACAUCUGUUUCCACAGAUUAUGAUUUCCCUAGUUUAGAAGGAGACACGGGUAGUAUAGAAUAUGGAGCUGAAUGUGAAGAACGUCCUAGAAGAGAUUCUCAACCAAUGGAUAAUGAUAUUCCAGAUGUUUCUUACUCUUCGUCUGAAGACGAUUUUUAUGAUGCUUAUGAAGAUGAAGAAGAAUGGUCUAAACCUAGUCGUAAAAUUGAACCAGUGCCUGCAAUGCGACGAAAGUACAAGAACCGAAUACUCGUCGGUGGAAGUGAACCAGUUCUAGAUGCUCAUUCUGGGAAUUUGACUCAGACGGGAUCUUCAGAUUUAAAUCAAAUAUCUUUAGAUACUACUGAUCGGACCAUUGCAAAUAUGCCAAAAAAAAAGGAUAGUUAUAGCAAAGACAAUAUAGUUGUACCUACUUAUUCAGAUGGAUCUAUAAAUUAUGAUGCUAUUUACGAGGAUCAAGAUGAAUCCGAUGUAACUAUGCAGGGUUCAGUUGUUACUCAUCUCAUAUCUCAAGUAAAAAUAGGUAUGGAUUUAACAAAAGUUGCCCUACCAACAUUCAUAUUAGAAAAGCGUUCAUUAUUAGAAAUGUAUGCUGAUUAUUUAGCCCAUCCAGAUUUAUUUCUCAAAGCAAAUGACUUGGAAACACCUGAAGAACGAAUGGUUCAAAUAGUACGUUGGUAUUUAUCUUCAUAUCAUGCUGGUCGAAAUUCUGCUGUUGCAAAAAAACCCUAUAAUCCAAUCCUUGGUGAAAUAUUUCGUUGUCAUUGGGACGUACCUGGAAUUACUGCAGGAGAAUCAGAAUUGUCAAAUGAUAUUACAGCUCAAAAUAAUUCAGAAGCCGCUGUGAUUAAUGAAGAAGAAAACCCUUUACCUUGGACUGAUCCUGAUCAAUUGAUAUUCCUUGCUGAACAAGUUUCUCAUCAUCCUCCAAUAUCUGCAUUCUAUGCUGAGCAUAAGAAAAAAAAAGUAACUUUUUGUGCAAAUGUUUGGACUAAAUCUAAGUUUCUUGGCUUAUCUGUUGCUGUUCAUCAUGUGGGACAGGGGAUUGUAAGAUUAUUAAAACAUAAAGAAGAAUACAUUUCAACAUUCCCAAGUGGUUAUGGCAGAUCGAUACUAACUGUGCCAUGGAUUGAGUUAGGUGGAUCUGUAACUAUAUCAUGUCCACAAACUGGUUACCACUGUGAUAUAGAAUUCCAUACUAAACCAUUCUAUGGUGGAAAGAAACACCGCAUUACUGCAGAAGUAUUUGGACCUAAGACAAAAAAAGCAUUUCUUACUAUUACUGGUGAAUGGAAUGGUUCUAUGGAAGCUAAAUGGGCUGAUGGCAGAACCGAAUUGUUUGUUGAUACUAAAGCAAUUGAAGUUAUUAAAAAGAGAGUUCGCAAAGUUGCUGAACAAGAUACUAAUGAAUCUAGAUACAUUUGGAAAAAGGUUACAUUAGGACUCAAAGUUGAUAAUGUAGAUCAAGCUAGUCAAGCUAAAGCUGAAAUUGAACAAAAACAAAGAAAUGAAGCUGAAGUUCGAAAAGAGAGUAAUGAAGUUUGGAUUCCUCGAUGGUUUGUGCAAAACGGAGAAAAUUGGGAGUACAAAUCACCAUUAGAAAAACGGUUAGGUGUGACAUUUGAAUCAAUGCCAUCAUGA
This is a messenger RNA of Macrosiphum euphorbiae (potato aphid), 2109 nucleotides long. The record is from the annotation of a GenBank genome assembly. NCBI's taxonomy places the organism in Eukaryota, Metazoa, Arthropoda, Insecta, Hemiptera, Aphididae.